Molecule: messenger RNA, 3478 nt
Organism: Gigantopelta aegis
Lineage: Eukaryota; Metazoa; Mollusca; Gastropoda; Neomphalida; Peltospiridae
Product: protein bicaudal C homolog 1-B-like
Exons: 21
Coding region: 5-2746 (913 amino acids)
Cellular component (GO): cytoplasm
Molecular function (GO): protein binding; RNA binding
Source: RefSeq, a predicted model, not a curated record
UGCUAUGGCGGAGAGCUUGUAUGAGGGACCAAGCAUAAUGAGAGAUUCGCCUUAUAUUCAUGAUUCCAAUGUGGAUUUUUGUGAUACCUCUUCGGUUGGAAGUAGGGAUGAACACGUUGACCGUGACCCCGCCUUUGUGGAAGACAGAUUUCGGAUAGACAGAAAGAAACUGGAACAAAUGUUACAGGCUCCAGAUAACGAAGAUGACGAAGGGGCUGAAGACUUCUUUCAAAGGAUCAUGGAUGAAACAAAUACUCAAAUCACCUGGCCAACCAAGUUAAAAAUAGGUGCAAAGUCAAAAAAGGAUCCUCAUAUCAAGCUAGUGGGUUACCCAGAAGAUGUAUGCUUGGCAAAAGAGAAAAUCAUGACAGUGCUAGACACAAAGAGUAACCGUGUGACGUUAAAAAUGGACGUAUCUCACACAGAACAUUCUCAUGUGAUCGGCAAGGGAGGUAACAACAUCAAACGUGUGAUGCAGGAGACGGGUUGUCACAUCCACUUUCCAGACUCUAACAGAGGCAGCAACGUACAAGAGAAAAGCAAUCAGGUGUCUAUAGCAGGCCAGCAGACAGGGGUCGAAACAGCUAGGUCACAAAUCAGGGACCUCCUUCCUCUGGUGUUUAUGUUUGAGAUUCCGAUGACGGGUCUACUGCAGCCCAUCCCUGACAGCUCGUCCCCUGCCGUCCUGUCCCUGCAGCAGCUGUACAACGUGACCAUCACCUUCAAACAGCGCCCCCGCAUGUACGUCACCACGGUGAUCGUCCGAGGCUCGGUGAACAACGCUAAAGCUGUGAAGGAGGCGACGGCUAAACUGAUGGAGCAGAUGACUGGAAACGGUAACCUGCUUGUGAGUAUGCAGUUGGAAAUAGCCCCCCAGCAUCAUCUGUUCAUCAUCGGUCGCGGGGGCGUUAACAUCAAACAGAUCAUGCAGCGCACGUGUGCCAGCAUCCACUUCCCCGACCCCAACACUGCAACGCCACAACGAAAAGGAACUGUGUAUAUAACAGGAAACAUAGAAAGUGUAUUUUUAGCAAGACAACAACUCAUCGGUUGCCUCCCCCUUGUUUUGAUGUUUGAUGUCAAAGAAGACAUUGACUUAGAUCAAGGGCGAGUACAGCAACUGACUGAGCAGCUGGAUGUUUAUAUCAGUGUUAAACCAAAACCAAAACAAACAAGCAAGUCUGUGAUUGUGAAAAGUAUUGAGCGCAAUGCUUCCAAUAUGUACCUUGCUCGCCUCCUCCUGCUGGGUCUGGAGAGAGAGGAGAUCCUUGUCCCAGCCAACAACAACAACAACAGCCACAUGGGCAGCAUCAACGGUGACACCCCUGCCAUGCCCAUGUGUGGUGGACUCGGGCUAACAGCACUGGGCUUCUUGAGUCACAACCUGCUGAACGUGAGUACGACCAACUCGCUGAUGAUGAUGAAUGGUCACCGGAGCCCAUCCCUCGGGAGCCCCGUCGGCUGCCCAAGUCCGGCCAGUCCCAACAACUGGGUGUCCACACCAGGAUGUGGUGUGUACAGCCCCCUGAUGGUUAUGAGCCCCACAUCCAACACCUGCGCCAUCCACGGCCCCCUCAACGUGAUCACCCAGUGUAACGGGAUCCACAAGGAGUAUCCACAGAACAGUGCCUUUGUCAGAGUCACAGCACUAGAACAAGGUCACAGUAGUAACAACAGUGACUCGACGAGUCCACCCCACAGUCCAUGUGCAAGUCCAGUUACAGUGUCCAUCGGACCUCCAUCUUCAGUAGAUUUCCCGGGUCUCCAGACGGCUGGUACGAUCGGUGACCUUGUGACCCGUGAGAACCCUCUCAGCAGCAGCGGUCACACGCUGGACCUGCUGGGUCUGAGUAAAACAACGGGCUCGUCGCUCACCAAGUCUCAGAGUCUGUUCAUGGAAAACACCCUGACGGCCAGAUCACUGCAAAAUGGCCAUGUUGAAAGCACGUGUGAUUCUUCUGUAGCUGAGACGGAUGUGUCUGAUAAGCGAGCUCCGGGAAUCGAGCGUAAGAAUUCCACCACGUCACUCUUCACAAACCCACUGCCCUACGCGUUUGACUACGAACAAAAGAAACUACUUGCACUUAAAGCGAUGCAGAAGAAGCCUGAGGGGGAGUCGCGCACGCCGACAGACAUGUGGUCGGGCCUGGGUUUCUCCAAGUCAAUGCCCGAGUCGGCCAUCAGAGAACGCAUGAGUCAGCUCGGCACCGGCUCACACUACAUGGGACCGCCCAUGUCAACUACGUUUGAGAAUGUCGAGCCAGACCUGUCUCUGGACAUUGACCGUGAUCCCUGGAAGAACCCCAGCUCCAUGAACGCUCCCAUUAACAAGGCUCCCGGGGAGUACCCCAGUCCCAGGAAAAAGUAUGAGUUUGGUUUGAGCAUCAGCAACCACGUGGACAGCGCGACAUUGGCGCACCUGCGUCAGAAAGAUCUGUGGUCUCCUAAGACAGACCUGGCUGAGCUGUUCAGUAAGCUGGGACUCGGCAAAUACACCGACGUGUUCCAGCAGCAGGAGAUUGACUUGAGUACGUUCCUCACACUAACAGACCGCGACCUGAGAGAACUGGGUAUAUCAACGUUUGGUGCAAGAAGGAAGAUGUUGCUGGCAAUAGCUGAUUUGUGCAAGCGAAGAACGCUGCAGACCGUGACCCCUGGUGGCGGCAGUCACCCGUUCCAAGAUAAUGGUGCGUCGGCUGAUGAUCAGAGACGAGAUAAUAUAGCCAGUCUAAGUGGACGUUGGUGAACACGUAACAACAGAUCAGACCGCCAGAACAGUUUCCAUGCCAUUCGGAUAUCGCCAACAGGCAGUCGUAUUGGCUGCUGAUCAAUGCUGACUGGUUUUGUCCAGAAGUGACUGGCCCUAACCAGUUCUAGAGGAUUUUUAAAAUAUUUUGUGUGGGCAAUGAACCGUUAAUGAUGUGCAGUAGGCUUUGAUUGGAAGGUUUUAGAAAGGUUUUGAGUUGUAACCAGUGCUCACUGAACUACAAGUAAGAGGUAAUUUGGUUACUAGCUUGUAACCAGUUAAAACUGAGUUGUUACCAGUUUGUAAUUUGUGAUAACUCAAGUUGUAACCAGUGGUAACAGUUGUAACCAUUGUUUACCCACUUGUAACCAGUGGUAACUGGUUAUGGUCGGUUAACGAAAGCUAGGUUUAAUAUGGAUAUUGUUUGAAUAUAUUGAGGAUAUUUUUUAAUUUUGACAAGAAUCUUGAAGCUAUGAUUAUGUGGACCUUAUGUGACUGUCUAGUCUUUGUUUUUUUUGUUAACCUAUAUAAUCUCGGUGAUGUGAAAUUCAGUUUAUUCUUAGGCCCAUUGGAAAUGCCUCAUUUAUUUGCCAACAAUAAACAAACUACAUGUAGGCUAAUCAUUUUUAUAAUCUUUUAUCAGAGAUUGAUGAACUAGUUUUGGGGGAUCUUUUGAAGUCUGAACAAAACAGAAAUCGUUCUUAGGCCCUUUCUCUCUCUCUCUCUCUCUCU